Messenger RNA from Meriones unguiculatus (Mongolian gerbil), 2262 nucleotides. RefSeq names its product L-gulonolactone oxidase. Lineage: Eukaryota; Metazoa; Chordata; Mammalia; Rodentia; Muridae. Bases 163 to 1485 code for a protein of 440 amino acids. Gene Ontology annotation, molecular function: FAD binding; D-arabinono-1,4-lactone oxidase activity. The record is from RefSeq and is a predicted model, not a curated record. Gene Ontology annotation, cellular component: membrane. The transcript has 12 exons.
UUGCCCCAAAGCCUUGGUAUGCCUGGCUAAACAUCCAGUCCCAUUCUGCCUGAGGAAACUCAGAGCUGAGGUUGCCUGACCACUGCAGCUGCUGCCCAGGGCUUUGUUCUACUUUCUGUGGGAACGCUUCAAGUCAAGUCAUCACAUCCCACCGCUGGAACCAUGGUCCAUGGGCACAAAGGGGUCCGGUUUCAAAACUGGGCGAAGACCUAUGGCUGCAGUCCAGAGAUGUACUACCAGCCCACGUCAGUGGAGGAGGUCAGAGAGGUGCUGGCCCUGGCUCGGCAGCAGAACAAGAGAGUGAAGGUGGUGGGUGGUGGCCACUCGCCUUCAGACAUCGCCUGCACUGAUGGCUUCAUGAUCCACAUGGGCAAGAUGAACCGGGUUCUCCAGGUGGACAAGGAGAAGAAGCAGGUGACGGUGGAAGCUGGUAUCCUCCUGGUGGACCUGCACCCACAGCUGGACAAGCAUGGCCUAGCCCUGUCUAACCUGGGAGCGGUGUCUGAUGUGACGGUCGCCGGCGUCAUUGGGUCUGGAACACACAACACAGGGAUCAAGCAUGGCAUCCUGGCCACUCAGGUGGUAGCCCUGACCCUGAUGACGGCUGAUGGGGCAGUUCUGGAGUGCUCCGAGUCAAGCAAUGCAGAUGUGUUCCAGGCUGCUCGGGUGCAUCUGGGCUGUCUGGGCGUCAUCCUCACCGUCACCCUGCAGUGCGUGCCACAGUUCCACCUGCAGGAGACAUCCUUCCCUUCAACCCUCAAAGAGGUCCUCGACAACCUGGACAGCCACCUGAAGAAGUCAGAGUACUUCCGCUUCCUCUGGUUUCCUCACAGUGAGAACGUCAGCAUCAUCUACCAAGACCACACCAACAAGGCCCCCUCCUCUGCAUCCAACUGGUUUUGGGACUAUGCCAUUGGGUUCUACCUGCUGGAGUUCUUGCUCUGGAUCAGCACCUUCCUGCCAUGCCUGGUGGGCUGGAUCAACCGCUUCUUCUUCUGGCUGCUCUUCCGCCGCAAGAAGGAGAGCUGCAACCUCAGCCACAAGAUCUUCACCUACGAGUGUCGCUUCAAGCAGCACGUCCAAGACUGGGCCAUCCCCAGGGAGAAGACCAAGGAGGCCCUGCUGGAGCUAAAGGCCAUGCUGGAAGCCCACCCCAAGGUGGUGGCCCACUACCCCGUGGAGGUGCGCUUCACCCGAGGUGACGAGAUCCUGCUGAGCCCCUGCUUCCGGAGGGACAGCUGCUACAUGAACAUCAUCAUGUACAGGCCCUAUGGCAAGGAUGUGCCUCGGCUGGACUACUGGCUGGCCUAUGAGACCAUCAUGAAGAAGUUUGGAGGCCGGCCCCACUGGGCAAAGGCCCACAACUGCACCAGGAAGGACUUUGAAAAGAUGUACCCCGCCUUUCGCAAGUUCUGUGACAUCCGUGAGAAGCUGGACCCCACUGGGAUGUUCUUGAAUUCGUACCUGGAGAAGGUGUUCUACUAAAGCAGGGGUGGAAACAAGCUGCCCCGACUCCCACACUUCUGCUGCCUUUGAGAGGUUGGUCAGAGCCAUGUCCCAUAGGCACAAUGGGCCGGCCUCCCCUCCUGACCACAGAGAGGGGCUCUCUGUGCCUUCUCUAACAUCUUCCUAACACCCCAGGCAAGAUGUGGCUGCUCACCCAAAUUCCUGUUUGCAUUUCCACGAGUCACGCGUACAUUAAAAUCAUCCUAGAAGAAGGGAACUCCUGGACAUGUCAUAUCUCUCCAGAGUAGGGAUUUGGUCAUUUCUAGGUUCUGCCUGUCCAUCAGGUAUAGAGAGAUUGCUGGGGCCUACAGUUCUCCAUCCCUCUUCAGAAGGGAUCUCUUGGCAAGAGUCUCUGCAUGAGCGUGCUCUGCUUUCUCUUAUCCUUAAAGGUCCUUUAGAUGCCUAGACACUGUUUGUCGGGGGAGCAGUCUUCCAGGUGGGUUCACGUGGCCUCCUGACUGCCAUGGCCUGACCCUCACAGCAUCUCUUUCAGGAGGUGUUUAGAGUGGAACUUGCCUCCUCUUUCUAAUAAAGACCAGUGGUUGGUCCCUGUCUUUCUCUCCCUUCACCUCAGAGACAGUUCUUUGGAGUGGGGUUCCUGCCUCGUCCCUGCCCUUCCCCGGGUAUCGUUCUCGUUGUCCUCUUCACAGAUGUUAUUUCAGUUUGCUUUGUGGCCUUUCUGGAGUGUCCCUUGGAGAACCAAGAUGCUCCAUGUGCUUUGUAAGAAUUAAAAGACCCAGAAGAUAUUUUUCUGCA